Messenger RNA from Lutra lutra (Eurasian river otter), 923 nucleotides. Its product is annotated as mast cell protease 1A-like. Gene Ontology annotation, cellular component: cytoplasm; intracellular membrane-bounded organelle. Gene Ontology annotation, biological process: proteolysis. NCBI's taxonomy places the organism in Eukaryota, Metazoa, Chordata, Mammalia, Carnivora, Mustelidae. The record is from RefSeq and is a predicted model, not a curated record. The transcript has 5 exons. The coding region runs from base 1 to 579 and encodes 192 amino acids. Gene Ontology annotation, molecular function: serine-type endopeptidase activity.
AUGAGCACCAACCACUGGGCAUGGACAGCGAUAGGAGGCACUCAGACAGAGCCUUAUGUGAUAAAGACUACAACACCAGAGAGGAACACAGUGGUUAGAGGACUAGGAGGAAGUACUGCAGCUCCAACCUGGGCAGCCUUCCUGGGAAAAUGCAGCUGCUCCUAUUCCUUGUGGCCUUUCUUCUGGCUCCCAAGGUUGAGGCAGAUCCAGAAUCCAAAUAAAUCCUGUGGGGGGUUCCUGGGACAUGAGAACUUUGUGCUAACAGUAGUUCACUGCAAGGGGAGCUCCAUCAGGGUCAUCCUGGGGACCCACAACAUCAAGGAGCAGGAGAGGACCCAACAGGUCAUUCCAGUGAGAAAAGCCAUCCACCACUCAGACUAUAAUCCUAAAUAUGUCUUCAACAACAUCAUGUUACUGCAGGGAGACUCUGGGGGCCCCCUCGUGUGUAACAUGGCCCAGGGCAUUGUCUCCUUUAGAAAAACAGAUGGGGAACCUCCACAUGUCUACACCAGGAUCUCAAGCUUUUUGCACUGGAUAGAAAGAACAAUGAGAUGCUUCAGCCUGCAGGGACCAGACUGAGAUGCCCCCAGGAUCAAUCUGUCCAUCUUCUCUGGGACAGAGGCCAGAACUGCACUGGGAAAGGGGGUGGAGAGGAGGUUGCCAAGGCUUCAUAAACUUCCAGCUUUUGAGUGGAAAUUAGAUCCUCUUCUUUUAUUCACCAUAACAUUUGUUAGUUACCUACUGCGUGUCCAGCCACCAUCUGUUCACAUUUCUCUAGAACAAAAAGUCAUGUUGCUUUGGUACCCAGCUCCUUCCAAAUACACCUCCCUGCACCACCUCCCCCUGCCAGGCUGAAUGUAAGCUCCAUCAGGAAAAAGGAGACACUGCCCCAAGAAAAAUGACCCUCUCCUAGAGGAUGCUCU